Messenger RNA from Penicillium subrubescens, 468 nucleotides. RefSeq lists its product as uncharacterized. The coding region runs from base 1 to 468 and encodes 155 amino acids. The record is from RefSeq and is a predicted model, not a curated record. NCBI's taxonomy places the organism in Eukaryota, Fungi, Ascomycota, Eurotiomycetes, Eurotiales, Aspergillaceae. The transcript has a single exon.
AUGGAAGUCACUAGUAGGGUAGUUGUCGCCGCUGCGGCGAAUGAGGAAUGUGGAGAGGCUGCGAUGAAGGUCCUACUCGACGGACAAGGAACUGAUAUUCAAAUCACCGACGAGGUUGUGAUCGCCGCCGCGGGGAAUAAGGAAAGUGCGGAGGCUGUGAUGAAGCUCCUCCUCGACCGACGAGGGACUGAUAUUCAAAUCACCGACGAGGUUGUGGUUGCCGCCGCAGCGAAUGAGCAAAGUGCGGAGGCUGUGAUGAAGCUCCUUCUCGACCGACGAGGAACCGAUAUUCAAAUCACCGACGAGAUUAUGGUCGCCGCCGCGGGGAAUAAGGAAAGUGCGGAGGCUGUGAUAAAGCUCCUCCUCGACCGACGAGGAACCGAUAUUCAAAUCACCGACGAGGUUGUGGUUGCCGCCGCGGGGAAUGAGGAAAGUGCAGAGGCUGUGAUGCGGCUUCUACUCGACUGA